GGAGGCGCCCCGCUCCGCGGAUCGCUCGGUCCUGCAAACGCGCGCCGGGCGCUUUCCCCGGAGGUCGGCGGUGCGUGCGAGCGCCCUUUAAGCAGCAGCCUUGGCGGCGGCGGCCCGAGGCGGCGAAGAGGAGGGGGCCGCGGCCGGGGGGCGGCGUCCCCCCUCAAAAUCGCCUGCAAAGUGCUCGGGGCUGCAGAACCAGGCCGCCGGCUCCGAGGAGCAAGCCGCUCGCUCCGGGGCUGAGAGCGCGCGGGGGUCUGUCGGGCAGCGCCGCGGUUGCUGGUGGGCGCCGGUGCCCUCGGCGCGGGGCUCGGGCUCACCAUGCCCCUGCGGGGCCAGGCCGCCGGGCACAAGCGGAUCCCGGGCUUGCCCCCGCCUCGACGCGCUCGGAUUAGCUGCAGCCGGCGCCCAAGAAUUUGAAUCUGAACCCCGGGAGGGAGUGCGUCUAGGCCGACCUCGGAGUGGCAGCCCCGCGGCCAACAUGCUUCGCAAAGGGUGCUGUGUGGAACUGCUACUUCUGCUGCUGGCCGGGGAGCUGCCCCUGGGUGGCGGCUGCCCGCGGGACUGUGUGUGCUACCCGGCACCCAUGACGGUCAGCUGCCAGGCUCACAACUUCGAUGCCAUCCCUGAGGGCAUCCCAGAGGACAGCGAGCGCAUCUUCCUGCAGAACAACCGCAUCACCCUCCUCCAGCGGGGCCACUUCAGCCCCGCUAUGGUCACCCUGUGGAUCUACUCCAACAACAUCACCUUCAUUGACCCCAGAACCUUUGAGGGCUUCGUGCACCUGGAGGAGCUGGACCUUGGCGACAACCGGCAGCUGCGGACGCUGGCACCUGAGACCUUCCAGGGUCUGGUGAAGCUCCAUGCCCUCUACCUCUAUAAGUGUGGGCUCAGCGCCCUGCCGGCGGGCAUCUUCGGUGGCUUACACAGCCUGCAGUACCUCUACCUGCAGGACAACCACAUUGAGUACCUCCAGGAUGACAUCUUUGUGGACCUGGUCAACCUCAGCCACCUGUUUCUCCAUGGCAACAAGCUGUGGAGCCUGGGCCAGGAUACCUUCCGGGGAUUGGUGAACCUGGACCGGCUGCUGCUGCAUGAGAACCAGCUGCAGUGGGUCCACCACAAGGCUUUCCACGACCUCCGCAGGCUGACCACCCUCUUCCUCUUCAACAACAGUCUCACUGAGCUGCAGGGCGACUGCCUGGCACCCCUGGGGGCCCUGGAGUUCCUCCGGCUCAACGGGAACGCCUGGGACUGUGGCUGCCGGGCGCGCUCCCUGUGGGAAUGGCUGCGGAGGUUCCGAGGCUCCAGCUCCGCCGUUCCCUGCGUGUCCCCCGAGCUGCGGCGUGGCCGGGACCUGAAGCUGCUGAGGGCCGAGGACUUCCGGAACUGCACAGGGCCAGCGUCCCCGCACCAGAUCAAGUCGCACACGCUCACCACCACUGACAGGGCUGCCCGCAAGGAACACCACCCACCCCACGGCCCCGCCAGGGACAAGGGCCACGCACAUGGCCAUCUGCCCGGCUCCCGGCUGGGCCGCAAGAAGCCGGGAAAGAACUGCACCAGCCACAGGAACCGCAACCAGGUCUCGAAGGCGGGCGCCGGGAAGCAGGCCCACGAGCUGCAGGACUACGCCCCCGACUACCAGCACAAGUUCAGCUUUGACAUCAUGCCCACGGCACGGCCCAAGAGGAAGGGCAAGUGUGCCCGCAGGACCCCCAUCCGUGCCCCCAGUGGGGUGCAGCAGGCCUCCUCAGGCAGUUCCCUGGGGGCAUCGCUCCUGGCCUGGAUACUGGGGCUGGCAGUCACUCUCCGCUGAGGGCUCAAGGAGCCAGCACCCAGCACUGCCACAUGUCCACCAAGGAACAGAAUUUCUUUUCUUUUUUUAACAAGUGGAGGAUCUGCUGGGUUUCAGGCAAAGGCUGGUAGAGGCUUUGGCUGCUGUCUGGGCCCUGCCCGGUGGAUUAUAAACCCAAAGUGUACAGCCCCAAGCGGGAGGGAAUUAGCGCAUCUCACCCAGCGUUCCAGCCAGCCCCCGCCGAGCACCCACGGACAGCACCCAUCCAGCAAGGCGGUUCAAGUGCGAAAAGUGAAUCCUUCCUUAGCAGCCAUGGGACAGUGCCCCACGGGAGCCAGGCUAUGUGGAAUGUUGGUCAUCUGGAGAGGUCUGAGGGCCCCCACCACUCCCGGAGGAAGCAGGACCCAGAGGAGAACAGACGAGGCUCCCCCAAGGGGCUGGGCCGACCAGCCGUCUGGGAGCACAUGAGCAGGUGGUAUUUUGGCUCUUGCUUGAGGCCACUUAGUCAACCUGCGCUGAAUCUAGCCGUUUGCCACCUUCAGUCCCUCCCUUGGGGGUAACGCCUCUCAUUCCUGAUGUCUCAGGCAACCCUGGCAGACCCAGGCCCAGCUGCUGGGCUCCAAGAACCAACUACCAAAGGAAAGAUCAUCAGAGGCUGAAAUUGAGAACUUCAUCCUGUUCCAUGAGGUUCUUAGAGGAGGUGCAGUUUUCUAACUACGUCCACUUAUAUAUAUAUAUACACUCUCUACAUAUAUAUAUACACAAAUGCACAGGUCCCCCGCCCCACUCCCUUACAAAACUGUAUGUCUUCUCAUGUUUGUAAACUAUAUGGAAAACUAUAUCUGAUGAACUAAGGAUUGUAUUGGUGAUUCCUAGCAAGAAGAGUUAUAGGAUUUUUGUCUAGAAUCCCAACCUGGCAACAAUAGUCCCCAUGUAACCUGGGCUUGCCAGGGCCUGGGGCAAAGGGUCAGUGGGGAGGGUCAGGGAGAAGGGGAGGCAGCAAGAAUCACUUCAGGGGACCAAUAUUCUUAGCUAUUUAGCGCAUCACCAUGUUUUUAUAUGCAACCCAAGCCUGUCUGCCGCCCCAGAGCACCCCAUCACCCCCACUAUGGUAGCUGUUGGCAUCAGGGUGAGAAGUGAGAAGCUUGUUGGACGUCAGGGAGCCAGGCCCUGGGGACGGGCUGGAUGGAGAAGGUGAAGGAAGGGGCUUUGGGUCUUUUAAGCUGAUGGGCAAGGAGGCAUCCACAGUGUUAGUCCAAUGGGCUGGGCAGUGUCGUCAGCCUAGGGUUUUGCCAGUGAUGGUCUGGACAGGCCAGGGAGACUCUGGGCAUGAGCCCAGGCCUCCAGCAUGGCUCACCUGCUGAAUUUUUCCUUGAGGCUCUUUGAUGGGCAUCCCAGUGAGGGCCUUAUGUAGGGUGGCAGGAGAGAAAGCGUCAGGUGGCCUUAGCAGAAGGGGAACAAAAAGGGAAUUUUCAAGAACCAUCUCAGGCACUUCUGCAUUACGGAGGCCCUGUACCCUCCUGGCUCUUAUGAAGAUGCCCGGGGAUGGGCAGAGGUCAGGGGGCCAGACUCAGGGUCAGGAGCAGGGAUGUGCAGGGAAUGGAGCAGGCAAGCCCAGCCAGGGGACAGGGUCUCCAGUCAAGGUUGGCCAUGCUGCUGGCCAGGGCCCUGGGCGAGCAUAAUCUCCUUUGCGCUUUGCACAAACCUGAAUUCCCCACCAGAGAGGAUGUGUGUGAGGAGCAAGAAACACUGAAUCCAAUUAAGAGAGAAAAAUAAUAAUUAAAAAAAUUUCUCUUGGACAAGUACCCGGUUUCUCAUUUCCUAACCCCGCAUUCCUAAAGGGGUGGCAGAUCCCCGGCUUUUGUUGGGUGGGCGAGCCUGGCCGGGCACAGCGUUGAGAACACAGCACAUUUGUUGGCAGGAGAAGCCAUAGGGGGCAGGGGCACGCUGACUCACAGGGACUCUCGUGCACACACACACACACACACACACACACACACACACACACACUUGUUCUCCGUUCGAUGGUUCUUCCCUCGCCGGCACAGAAUAUGACUCACUUCCCACACUCUGGCUGCGCUGGGGCGGCACUCUCUCUGUGUCUCUCCCCAGAGCAGGCUGGUCCUGGAUCCUUCUCAGCCUGUUCCCAAGAACCUACUGAGCUGUUGAUUUUGGGGGUGCUCAGAGAUGGCUGGAAGGGAACUGCUAGUUCCUGGGGCUCAGAGGGGUUUCCAGGAGGCCAGGGACGGACGCGAACAGCAGUGGGCAGGGUCCUGAGGCUGCACAUGCCUCUUUGGCUUCGGGGAAAGGAGAGCAUUCCUCACGAAGAGGGAGGAGGGCUGUUUUCAGGCCUGGACAAAUCCUCCUCUGGACGAGGCUUGAAACAUGCACUGAAGGGAGCCCGACGAUGGCAGAACAAAUCAUCUUUGGCCUGUGGUUGCUCCCUGAUGGUCCGCCUGUUCUUACCCAGGCCAGUGCCAGGGCCUGGCUGUCCCUUAGAACCAGAGGAUGUUGUUAUGUUGUUGAUUUCAUUUCCAACUUUAGACAGCAAAGCCCUCAGUGGGAAAAUCAAGAGUCCAAGCACUUUAUUAAAUUUUUUUAAAAAAAGACUUGGUAAGUCCUGUAAUAUGGAAGUGGAAUGUCAGCACAAGAAAUGCUAAUGUUUUAUAAACGAUCUGCUUCUGUCGAACGCAGCAUAGUCUCUGGUUGCCGACUGUUAUUAGAGGCAAGACAGAGGGGCCCAGGACGCUAGGUGUAUUUUUAGCAGCUUUCUCCUCUAGGAGGUAGAGAGAAUAAAAGCAGCUCUAUUGUGGAUGACAUCACUUGUCACUCAGCAGCUCGUAUGCUACGCAGUUACAAUGACACCAUUGCCCAAUACAUCAGAGCAAGUUGACAAGUCCGGGACUAAGCAAAGGCCCCUCUACUCACCAGACUCACCACUCUCCUUGGAGGUACAGGGCAGGGAGGUGUGGGUUCCUGCCCCUGGGAAUCCUGAGGCCACCCCUCCUUUGUUCCUGACGGGGCCAGCCCCUCUGCCAUCCUCGCUCAGCAGGUUCCCUAGGCCCCAGGAAGGAGCCAUCUCCUCUUCUCCCUCUCUCCGCUCUGGCCAUCUAGCCCUCUAUUCUAGGGGGUGGCCUUUGGCAGGAGUUGGGUGGCCACUGGUGGUCUCAGAGUCUCUCCACACAAGCUCCUCCCAUGACGCCAGAGCUUGGCUGGCUCCCUACCCUUCAUUCAACAAAUGCUGAUCAAGGGCCUACAUGCGCCAGCCACUGGCCCAGGCUCUGGGGACAUAAAAGUGGGAAGACGUGGCUCUCCUAUAAGGAGCUCAGACCCUAGAUCUGGAAACAAGUAUGAGAUUGAUGAAACCAGUGUGGGAUUGGUGCCUCUGUUAGCGCCCCCCUACAAUGAGAAACUCAGCUGGGGUGGGGGCAGUCAGGAAGGGUUUCCAGGAGAAGAGGACACUCCAUUGGCUCUCACAGGAUGAGGAAGCAGGCAGAGAAAGAGCAUAGGGAGUAUUCCAGGCAGAGGGCUGGAGGCAUGCAAUAGCACUGCGUUUGGGGUAUCAGCAAAGAUCUUCGAGUUGAGGACUGGGAACGCUUUUUGGGGAGGUGUGGGAGGCGAGCCUGGCAAGGGGAAGACCCUGGGGGGAUCCUACUCAGGGACUUGGACUCGACUCUGGGAGUGGAGGCGUGGCCCCCCCACUUGGGGUCCUCUUUCCUACCCUACUCCCCCAGCCUCUAAACACGUGGUCCCCACCCGUGGCACACUUGCCAAUGUUCCUCAACAGUGGGUUUCAUCAUCGCAACUUGCUUCUUUUGCUCAGCCAGAUCCUUUCCUCGUGCCAGCAAGCUGGAGCGCUCUCUGGAAAUCUGCCUGGGCCAGAGGCCCGUUCCCAGACACCUGCUGCUUCUGAGCUCGGAAAGUAUCCUGUAACCGUUUUGUCUCCCGCGCUCCCUCCUUUCCCCUCCACACAGGGCUCAGCCCUCAGCCCCUCUCCUUGCUUCCAAGCACGGCUACCCAGAUACCCCCUCGGCCACCUCCACGUGUACUGCUCUGAGUGCCCAUCAGCCAUCCCCAGAACCCCCCAACUA
Diceros bicornis minor is the source of this 5889-nucleotide messenger RNA. It is a transcript of the gene RTN4RL1, whose product is annotated as reticulon 4 receptor like 1. Gene Ontology annotation, cellular component: plasma membrane. The record is from RefSeq and is a predicted model, not a curated record. Bases 482 to 1819 code for a protein of 445 amino acids. NCBI's taxonomy places the organism in Eukaryota, Metazoa, Chordata, Mammalia, Perissodactyla, Rhinocerotidae. The transcript has 2 exons. Gene Ontology annotation, molecular function: protein binding.